CUGCAUUGCUCUAUUCUACUUUUUGCAGAAGUGACUAGCUACAGUACGCCAGCGAAACUUAUCGCGCCGGGACUCGUUGUACCAGGAACACUCUCCAUCACAGCCACUGACCUCUUCUUUGAUGCUGAUGAGGAGAAUCCAUUGUACAAGAAACAAGAUCCAAAGGCCCUUAUUGGGCCGGAAGAUGUAUAG
This is a messenger RNA of Cylicostephanus goldi, 192 nucleotides long. Lineage: Eukaryota; Metazoa; Nematoda; Chromadorea; Rhabditida; Strongylidae. The record is from the annotation of a GenBank genome assembly.